This is a messenger RNA of Recurvomyces mirabilis, 957 nucleotides long. RefSeq lists its product as uncharacterized. The record is from RefSeq and is a predicted model, not a curated record. NCBI's taxonomy places the organism in Eukaryota, Fungi, Ascomycota, Dothideomycetes, Mycosphaerellales, Teratosphaeriaceae. The transcript has a single exon. The coding region runs from base 1 to 957 and encodes 318 amino acids.
AUGAGUUCCUCCGUCCUACCACCACCAGUCCCUAAUCAGAAAUAUGUAACAGUCUCCCCCAUAGCAGGCGGCUUCAUAACUCUAGCCGACAAGUUCUUCGUCUCGCCUUCCGAUCCAGAUGCUAAACGUACGGUCCCGUCUCUCACCUUCCUGGUCACUCAUCCGGGAUCAGGCCUCUAUGGCGCCAAUCCUGAUCAACCGUUCCGAUUGAUGUUCGAUCUUGGUCUACGAAAGGCAAAGGAAGCCUACCCCGAAGUGCUGCAGAAGCAUAUCGAUGGCCGAGCUCCGCAUUGUCUUCCUCCUGGAGUUGCCAAACAAUUGAAAAAUGGUGGCGUAGAUCCUGCGAACGAUGUGGACCUAGUCAUGUUGAGUCAUGUUCAUUAUGAUCAUCAUGGAGAUCCAGAGGACUUCCCACGCUCGCACUUUGUGGUUGGCCAUGGUGCGUUGAAUGUGCUGGAGCAUGGGUUGGGUGGUAUUGCUUCACAUCAGCAUUUCGUGCCUGGGACAUUACCACAGGAUCGAUCGUCUGAGCUGUCAGACCCAGAGGCGAAGGAAGGAGGGGAGUGGAAGCCGAUCGGUCCGUUCCCUGCAACGUUGGAUCUCUUCCACGAUGGCUCCGUGUACGUGGUCGACACACCUGGCCACUUACCUGGACACCUGAAUCUCCUGUGCCGUACGAAGGGUGACAAGCAAGAUCGGUGGUUAAUGCUCUGCGGUGACACUUUUCAUGAUCGACGACUACUGACGGGAGAGAAAGAGAUUGGCACUUGGGAGGGGCCGAGUGGUGGAACUUUGUGCAUUCAUCUCGACAAAGAGAAAGCGGCGGAGAGUAUCAGACGUUUGCAAGAGUUUGAGAAAGUUGUUGAGAAGUCCGGAGAUGGUGUUGAACUGAUUGCGGCUCACGAGGAAAGGUGGUGGGAGUCCAAUAAGGGAAAGGCAUUUCCUGGUGUGCUGUAG